Molecule: messenger RNA, 1329 nt
Organism: Paramecium tetraurelia
Lineage: Eukaryota; Ciliophora; Oligohymenophorea; Peniculida; Parameciidae
Exons: 6
Molecular function (GO): protein binding
Source: RefSeq, a predicted model, not a curated record
AUGAAACAAUUAAUGCUUAACAUGGUGAAAACCUACAAGCAAAUGAACAAACCAGAUGAUAAACAAAAUAUUAAAAAAUAUGGGAGCAUCUAAUAUCCAGAAUGCUCCUUAGGAGGAAAUCAUAGUGGAGAAAUAUUGAGUUUAAUUUGUUUAGAGAAAGAGUGUUAAUAAAACCAAAUAUUAUGUUGUUGCAUAUGUUAAGAAGAAUUUCAUAAGGGACAUUAACUGAAACCACUAAAGUUACUGUUAUGCGAAUAUGAUUAAAAACAAAGAGAAUUUCAAAGUGUAACUUUAAAAUAAAGUGAAAAAGAUCUUCUAGUAAAAAAGAUUAAUGAAUAAGAAAUUAUAUCUUUAGAAUAAACUCGAGACCUCUAAUAGUAAAUUGUUUAAAAAUUGAAUAAAAUUUAGGAUCAUUAAAAAUAAUUUUUUGAAAAUUUGCGAAAAUUGGUAAAAUUAAGAGAAAUAGACAAUGGAAAUACAUCUUUGGUAAUUGAAAAUAUACUCAAUAACUAAGAAAAUAGUUAAUUAUUCGGAAAAUUUGUAAAAGAGCUAUUAGAUGCGUUGAUAAUUUAAGAAUUACCUGAUUAAGAUCUAGGUUAUGAGGAAUUAAAUAAAGCAUUUGAUUUUCACAUUAAAGAUUAAAGUGAUUGUAUAAGACAACUGGAGAAACAAAUAUUCAUCGGAGUUCAAUAAUAGAUAGAAUUUCUGAUGUAGAAGACAUCAAAAUCUGUAGUCUAAUAAUCCUAUCAAUUUUAAUUCUUGCCCAACAAUAAACACCAUUAGGUAGAUAUAGUUGAGCCUAAAAUUGUAAAAGCAAGCUAAUCUACUCAUGGAUACAAAUUUGCAGUUAUGAAUCCAAGUUUGGAUAAAAACAAGGUUACAGUUUUUGGAUUCAAAUUGAAUAAUGUUCAUUCAAGUAAUUGGUUAGCUGUUGGUGCUUGUCAUUUAUCUGUAGUAUAGAGUAAGCAAUUUGGAUUUGCAUUUUAAUCUCUUGGACAUGGUGGAUAUUUGGUGUCAUCAAAUGGGGGUGCUUGGUCAAGUACAACUGCAAAUCAAAAUAACGUUGUUAAGUGUUUCAAGUUUGCUAAAGGUGAUGUGAUAGUCUGCACUUAUGACCCUAAGAAUGAAACUUUGACUUUUAAAAAAUAGAAAACAAAAACAAUAUUCAAAUUGGAUGUGCCAAAAUCUGAUAAUGAUCUACACCCUUGUGUUCUAUUUUAUUAUGCCUUAGAUGAAGUUGAAUUUAUGUCAUCGGAUGCAAUAAAUAAAUUGAAUCCAUCUGAUGCAAUAAAUAUAUUGAAUCCAUCUGAUACAAUAAAUGGAUUAUGA